AUGUUCCGCUCCGCCAUUGUCCGCUCCUUGAGGGCCUCCGCCCCCCGUGCCGCUGUCAAGCCCUCGGCCUCCUUCCAGAUCCGCAGCUCCCCCAUUGCUGCUCAAUUCACUCCCAGCCUUGUCUCCCAGAGCAUCCGCUUCUACUCUGCCCCCGCUGGUCUGUCCAAGGAUGAGAUCGAGGGCCGGAUAGUCAACCUGCUCAAGAACUUCGACAAGGUUUCCGACGCCAGCAAGAUCACCGGUGUUUCCCACUUUUCCAACGACCUCGGCCUCGACAGCCUUGACACCGUUGAGGUCGUGAUGGCCAUUGAGGAGGAGUUCAGCAUUGAGAUCCCCGACAAAGAGGCCGACCAGAUCCACAGUGUUGAGAAGGCCGUCGAGUACAUCCAGGCUCAGCCCGAUGCUCACUAA
Molecule: messenger RNA, 411 nt
Organism: Penicillium subrubescens
Lineage: Eukaryota; Fungi; Ascomycota; Eurotiomycetes; Eurotiales; Aspergillaceae
Gene: acpA
Product: acyl carrier protein
Exons: 6
Coding region: 1-411 (136 amino acids)
Biological process (GO): fatty acid biosynthetic process
Cellular component (GO): mitochondrion
Molecular function (GO): acyl binding; acyl carrier activity
Source: RefSeq, a predicted model, not a curated record